UUAUGUGUGUAUUCUUUCAUUUCAGUAUGGUGGCGGAUACUUGCGGAGGAGGACAAGUACUUAGAAAUUCCUCCCAGUUCAUCGGUGGACGGCAGUAGCUACAACCCAGCUGACAUUUAUAUCGGCAAUGCAACAUAUGGCAUAAACGAAGAUUCCUCAGAAGAUAAUUGGACUGGUUGCUUGAGUGGAGCUGCAGCCAAAACUCUCCUCAGUUUUCCGUGUUUGGUCCGCGCUGACAGAGCCAGUUGAUUAGCUGCCUCUUUACUAACGUUAGCUGGUUGAUUAGCUAGCUAAAGAAGCUUGGUUAGCUAGAGCUAGUUGUUUUGAGUAAGCAAUCUAGCUACCGACUAGUUACAGAGAUUACGUAUUGUCUUCAAAAGUAGCAAGGUUAUUAUCAAGAUAGAAUCACUGGAUUAUUUUAUAAACUGAUUGAUACAGGGCGUUCAUUAACAACUCGGAGAGGCCCGUGCACAGAUCUUGGCCGGGCAGAUGACAAGUUCGUCAGCGCUGAAAUAGCAAGUAGCCAACAGCACUCAAUCUCAUCUCACGAGGACGUACAAUAAUACCUAUUUGCGCAAUUAGUUUUCUUUGCAAUUUUGUUUGUGAUUUAGAUUCUUUGUACGUACUUAUAGUACACUUGCUAGGGAUUCAGGCCCAUGUUUCCGAAACUAUAGCUUUCAAGCUACUGUUCUCUCUAGCAAGCUAGAAGUGUAGCGGCUAGCGCUUAGCUAGCUUGGUGUAAAACUGUUGGGAGUGGUAGCUAGCUGGCUAGUGUAAGAUUGCGCUGUCAACCAAGACGAUCGAGUAUCCACACGUGAAGUGUGUACAUUGGCUGGCUAUUAGCACGUAACAUUGGCAAAAGUUGAAUUCAAAUUAACUACUUCGCUACCCAUUAGCCACGGUCAAAUUGGUGCAAGCGUUGUGUACCUUAAUAGCGCCAAGGGGAACGGUGCAUUAGUUGCCGACUGACCGCACAAGUCCUCAGUUGGGACGAGUGUCUGUCACUUAAGAUUUUUUAUUUAUAAGUUAAGUUAGUUGGCACUGGUAAAAUAAUAAGGCGUAAACUAAUUUGGCAAUCCGGGUUUACCCCAUGGGCUAAAGAUUAACUGCUCAUCGUUUCUCAAGAUUGCCCCAGUGAAAUAGUUUGAUGGACGUGGAGAGCUAUUUUGUAGACGGCCACUGUUACUAUACAGUUAUGCUUCUCUUGCUUGACGGAAUUCUGGCCUGUACAUAGUGUCAGAUGUCAUAUAUGGGCGUAAUGUAGCUUGAUAGUUAGUUAGCAAAGGAAUGUGUACAUUUUUUACCUGUGUUUUGUAGAGGGGUUGCCCCGUUGAAUCAUAUGAUUUAUCACCCUGGAUGUGCAUUGGGAAAAUGAUACGCAAUGUUUGUUAGUUAGUGUCUAACAUAAACUAGGAAAAGGUUGAGCCAGCAUAAAGGCCCAUAUUAAGUUGCUGAAAUUGAAAACUCAGUCUGCCAUUCUGGAUCAAGAAACCAUUUCUUUCGUCUCUGGUUGGAGUAAUACUCUCAAGCCAUCAUCAAUGCCUUCAGCGCUGGCCGUCUUCACCUGCCGCCCAAAUUCACACCCAUUUCAGGAACGCCAUGUCUACCUGGACGAGCCAGUCAAGAUCGGGCGCUCUGUUGCUCGCUGCCGCCCUGCCCAGAACAACGCAACGUUCGACUGCAAGGUGCUGUCGAGAAACCAUGCUCUGGUCUGGUUUGACCACAAGACGGGGAAGUUCUUCCUCCAGGACACUAAGAGCAGCAACGGCACCUUCAUCAACAGCCAGCGGCUGAGCCGUGGCUCGGAGGAGAGCCCGCCCUGCGAGGUCCUCUCCGGAGACAUCAUCCAGUUUGGGGUGGACGUCACCGAGAACACACGCAAAGUCACCCAUGGCUGCAUAGUCUCGACGAUCAAGCUCUUUCUACCCGAUGGCAUGGAGGCUCGGAGACGCACAGAUGUCAUUCAAGCACCGCUACCACUACCCGUUGACAAGGUUGCUGCAAACACGCCCAGCAUGUACUCUCAGGAACUGUUCCAGCUCUCGCAGUAUCUGCAGGAGGCCUUACACAGGGAGCAGAUGCUGGAGCAGAAGCUUGCCACUCUGCAGCGCCUGCUGGCCUCCACACAGGAGGCCUCAGAGAGCAGCUGGCAGGCUUUAAUAGAUGAGGACAGGCUUCUGUCCAGACUAGAGGUGAUGGGGAGCCAACUGCAGGCCUACAACAAAAACCAAACGGAAGACGGCAUCCGCAAGGAGCUGGUGGCCUUACAGGAUGACAAGCACAGCUACGAGACCACGGCCAAAGAGUCCCUGAGGCGGGUCCUUCAGGAGAAGAUCGAGGUGGUCAGGAAGCUCUCCGAGGUGGAGAGGAGCCUCAGUAACACGGAGGACGAGUGCACCCACCUGAAGGAGGUGAACGAGAGGAACCAGGAGGAGCUGAGGGAGCUGGCCAACAAGUACAACGGAGCCGUCAACGAGAUCAAGGACCUCACUGACAAGAUCAAGCUGGCCGAGGCCCGUCAGGAGGAGCUGACCCAGAAGGGGCAGCAGGAGAAGCAGGAGCUGCAGCUGAGGAUGGAGGAGAUGGAGGACAAGGAGCAGGCCCUGCAGGCUCGCAUCGAGGCCCUGCAGGCCGACAACGACUUCACCAACGAGCGCCUCACCGCUCUGCAAGUGCGCUUAGAACAGCUGCAGGAGAAAAGCAUUAAGGAUAACAACAGUUUAGACCACUAUCUAUUAAAGAGUGGAGGGGACUGCACUAUUAUCCAACAUUACAUUGAGUGCCAGCCCGUGAUGCAGCUGAAGGAUGCCGUGGGCUCGUCGCUACACAAGCUGGCCAACUUUGACGAUGUCAUCGAUGCUCACCUCCAGAACAACCAGACAGCAGAUGAGGACAGCUUGGCCAGUCCAGACCGACUCAAAGAAAACACCAGAGAUGCUAAAGAGUCGGACAUGUCAGACACACUGAGCCCCAGCAAGGACCGCAGCAGUGACGACACCUCAGACGGGAACAUGGACGAGCCGGAGCUGAACGAGCCUCAGAACAGGGUGGCGCUGCUCAAAGGUACGUCCCUGCUGCCCACAUCCUCCUGGUGCUCUGGGACUACUCCUGGUGCUCUGGGGCUCCUCCUGGGGCUCUGGGGCUCCUCCUGGGGC
Hypomesus transpacificus is the source of this 3155-nucleotide messenger RNA. It is a transcript of the gene slmapa, whose product is annotated as sarcolemma associated protein a. The record is from RefSeq and is a predicted model, not a curated record. The annotation marks the transcript as partial. The transcript is spliced from 16 exons. Lineage: Eukaryota; Metazoa; Chordata; Actinopteri; Osmeriformes; Osmeridae. Gene Ontology annotation, biological process: regulation of membrane depolarization during cardiac muscle cell action potential; regulation of voltage-gated sodium channel activity; protein localization to plasma membrane. Gene Ontology annotation, molecular function: protein binding.